Molecule: messenger RNA, 774 nt
Organism: Cladophialophora yegresii CBS 114405
Lineage: Eukaryota; Fungi; Ascomycota; Eurotiomycetes; Chaetothyriales; Herpotrichiellaceae
Exons: 1
Coding region: 1-774 (257 amino acids)
Source: RefSeq, a predicted model, not a curated record
AUGACUGUCCCCUCCGGUCGGGCCAAUUUGUCAUUCCACAUCUCUAUCAACGUGAUAUACUCCCACGCCGGGGUCAACGAGCAUCGGGCACGACAGAGCCAGACCUGGGUAAACAAUGGUGGCAUGACCUUGACCCUGGUGUCAAGUGCACAGCCUCUGGCACUUUCGUCGCCGGGCAUCACAGCGACAAGCAGCUGCCACAGGAGCGAGAACUUUAACACUAUAUACUCAGUUAUCCUCAAUUCCAGCGCCCACAACAAUGGCGUCUAUCUCUGUGGCAACAGUCCCGGUGCAGACGCAAACGCGAUGCGAGCCACGGUCAACUCAAUCGCACGCAGUAUCCGCUUCCUCCCGCUUGACACAACCAACGUUGCGUCGCAUGCACUCGUCGGGUUCUAUUCCAAGUCCGGGUCAGAGAGCUCCACCAGCACCUACGCGCGGGUCUCGCGCCACGAGACGAUCUCCCUGUACCUUUUCAGCGACGGCUUUUACAUCCUUUCCAUUUUCACAAAGUCGUUCGGUUUCGCUGCUGGCAUUUCGGGCAUAUCCACCUCCGAUACCAAGAAAGAGAGCGGCUUCUGGGAUACGGAGGGCUCAAAUCAACGCGGAAUUUUGACACUCCGAGAGCUAGGCGAUCAUCAGGAAGCCGGGGUAGAGCUCGGUGUUCGGGAAUGCCAGUACGAGACUGGUAGCUACGGCGUGAUAAUUCACCUGGGCAAUGCAAUGCUACAACGGAAGGGAGUCUUGAGGCUUCAAGAUUUUCAUUCUCUUUAG